This is a messenger RNA of Meira miltonrushii, 1188 nucleotides long. RefSeq lists its product as uncharacterized. Bases 1 to 1188 code for a protein of 395 amino acids. Lineage: Eukaryota; Fungi; Basidiomycota; Exobasidiomycetes; Exobasidiales; Brachybasidiaceae. The record is from RefSeq and is a predicted model, not a curated record. The transcript is spliced from 4 exons.
AUGAUAGCUAUGAAUGUCGAAGUAAGAGUUGCAGCCAUCUCUUUUGAGCAUCGAUUGAUUCGUUACCUCAAAGAAGAACAAAUCAAUCGAAGUCCAACUCGAGGUGAAGAUUCUUGUUGUUUCUACUUGCCACACUCAUUAACUUUGGCUUUCCUGAUUCGCUGCAAGGCUUUUGAUGGACUUGCAAAAAAGUUCUGGUUCACAUUACAACGCUCAGGUACUGAAAUGGUGACCAGAGAGUUUACUAUCUCUGGAACUGAUUACGAGAUUGGGCAUGUGAUCGCACCGAAUGCCAGUCGGAGUGGCUUACCUUCCACUGAUUUGGACAUGAAAUUGUUUCAUGGUCUCGAAAACGAGGACGUAAUCACUCUUGCACUGGGAAAGGAAAAGGAUGGCCCUGCUUUAGAAACAUUUUGCUUCAAAGCAAUGAAGCCAAAGAGCAAAGAAGAUGCAAUUUUUUCUUCUGACUCACCAAUUCGCUUUGCACCUCAUUUUGCAUCCCAAAGCACCUCGAAGAAAAGGACAGAAACUGCACACAGUGAUAAGGCAUCGAACCAUCACAAGAAGCUUAAGAAGAAUGAUGGCAAAUUUGCAAGCAAACGUGACGCACAUCGAAAAGGAAAUGGACUUAAGGUGCUCGAUCUUUCCGAAUCGGUAGCCACCUCCGUGAAAGAUGAAGAAGAAGAAGUCCAUCACAUUUCAAAAAAAUCUGAAGACCGUGGAACACCACCAGAAAUCAUCAUGCAACAAGAGCAAAGGGAAAUUAUUCGUGACUUUGAAGGAAAGAUCGAGCUUGCCACGAAUGAAUACAAAAAGGAGAAGAGCAAGAUUGAUGCGAAGGCGGGAAAGUUGGAAAGAAACCGUCAUGAAAAGAAAAAGGAAUUCAAACAUAAAGUGCACGAAUUGCAACGGGCAAAGAUGGCAGCACAAGAAAAGCUUGAUUGGAUCAUCGCAAACACCGCCCCGAUCGAAGUUGAGGCAUCUGAAGGAGAAGAAAGGGCCAGUAAGGAUAAUUGUAAAAGACCAAGACAAGCCGCUGAAUCUGUGACCAUCAGUGACAGCGAAAGCGAUAACUCAUCAGAAAGUGAGAGCGACAGCGGAGAAGACAGCUACAGCUCAACAAUCUCAAGUCCGCCAAUGAAGUCAAGCAGUGUAAAGCCAGAAGGUAGCUCUUCCGUGAAGAAAUAA